Anneissia japonica is the source of this 1480-nucleotide messenger RNA. Its product is annotated as neurexin-4-like. The transcript is spliced from 7 exons. Lineage: Eukaryota; Metazoa; Echinodermata; Crinoidea; Comatulida; Comatulidae. The record is from RefSeq and is a predicted model, not a curated record. Bases 149 to 952 code for a protein of 267 amino acids.
AGGGUCUUGGGUGGUGUGGUGCUAUAAAACGGACAUGCCAACACCACUGCGGCGCAUUCAGAAAGAGUUAGGCACCUAACGUACAUCGGCCUGAAAGACAAUAGUCACGACAUUCCAGUGUAACAACUAUCACAAUAAUUCUCUAAGAAUGGUUGGUGCUUGUAAGCAUAUCCAGGCGAUGUUCAGCGUCCUUGUUUGUGUUGGAAUUAUUCUGAUGUGUUUGUCGUUUGUUUCAACGUCUCGGCAAAUCGAUGACAAGCUUGAAGGGUUCCAGAAGCUGGGUCAUACAUUGCGUAAGAGAAGUUACGGCAUCGAUAAUGGGGAUAGCUCAGCGACAUCAUACCCUACCUCAAUACCUAUUUUGGCGUCAUGUGAUGCUCUGAAGAAAGCCGGUUUUGGUUUUAGCGGUACUUACAGAAUCGAUCCCGAUGGUGCCAGUAAUGGAUUGGAGCCGUUCUCGGUAGUUUGUGAUAUGACAUCAGAUUUGUCUCUGGGUUAUACAACGGUUCACCACGACAAAGAAGAAGACGGUGAUGUGAAUGGUUUCGAGGAUAAAGGGUCAUUCAGAGUGAGUGUUACUUACGAUCUUCGGCGGGAGCAGAUAGAGGCGAUCAAGGCAGUUUCAUCUUCGUGCAGACAAUUUAUUAAAUAUGAAUGUAUCGGAUCAUUGUUUAAAGACAGACAUCAACACUGGAUCUCAUUUUAUGGCAGAACGAUGGUCAACUGGGGAGGUGUCCCAACAGGAAUUAGGGGAUGUGCAUGCGGGGUGACGGGAACAUGUGACGACCCUACCAAGCUCUGUAACUGUGACGUCAACGACGAUGCUCCCCGUCUCGACCAAGGCUACCUUACUGAUAAAGCAACUUUGCCUGUUUCGCAGCUUCGUUUUGGAGAUACUGGUGGUGCAAAAGAGAAGGGUGUCUACACGCUGGGACCAUUGCAAUGUGCCUAGGAUUUGUUUGUCAGCCCUCUGACUAUGAAAAUAUCAGUGACUUACAUUUGUCUCAGUUGCUAUGGCGACGACUGUAUAUUAUCAAACAAGUUCUCCCCGAGUCCUUAAGACAGUUUACUAGUUUGUAUUAAGAAUCCAAAUCUUCAUAUACAUAUGAAAUAACUAAUAAUAAUAAUAAUUCAACACGCAUAAGCCCUACUCUACCAAAGCUAUUCUUUUCUGGGGAUAGAACAUAAAAUACAGACACGAACACGUUAAAAACUUUAAAAGUUAUUAUUAUUUAGAAUAAGAUAAGGAACUAUCAAUAUCAAAAUUUAACAAUAUAAAAUUACAUCUUUAUAUAAAUUUAUUAAAUUUGUUUAUGGUUAGGUAGUUACUUGCCCUGGACUAAAUCUUAAAUAUUUUUUCAAAGGUUUUUGAAGCACCACGUAUAUAGUUCUCAAAAGAGUAUCUUGACGUUUCACUUGAAGAAGUGUAAUGUGUACACGAAUGCUUGUGAUGAUAAUAAAGAUUUCAACUAUACUCAAA